Messenger RNA from Sciurus carolinensis (gray squirrel), 3765 nucleotides. RefSeq names its product peptidase domain containing associated with muscle regeneration 1 (gene Pamr1). The record is from RefSeq and is a predicted model, not a curated record. Gene Ontology annotation, molecular function: calcium ion binding; serine-type endopeptidase activity. The coding region runs from base 136 to 2349 and encodes 737 amino acids. Lineage: Eukaryota; Metazoa; Chordata; Mammalia; Rodentia; Sciuridae. The transcript is spliced from 12 exons. Gene Ontology annotation, biological process: proteolysis.
GAGAGCCCGGCGAGCUGAAACCCGAGCCGCCGCUCAGCUGGGGCUGGGGAGGUCCCUGGAAGAGCCGCCAGCCCGCCGGCCUCCCGCGUCCCUCCUCUCGCUCCCCCGCAGUCGCUCGGCACUACCGCGGGAAAGAUGGAGCUGGACCGGUGGACGCAGCUGGGGCUCGCGUUCCUGCAGCUCCUUCUCAUCUCCUCCUUGCCAAGAGAAUACACAGUCAUCAACGAAGCCUGCCCCGGAGCCGAGUGGAAUAUCAUGUGUCGCGAGUGUUGCGAAUACGAUCAGAUCGAGUGCGUCUGCCCUGGCAAGAGGGAAGUCGUGGGCUACACCAUCCCCUGCUGCAGGAACGAGGACCACGAGUGCGACUCCUGCCUGAUCCACCCAGGUUGUACCAUUUUUGAAAACUGCAAGAGCUGCCGGAACGGCUCGUGGGGAGGCACCCUGGAUGACUUCUACGUGAAGGGCUUCUACUGUGCAGAAUGCAGAGCGGGCUGGUACGGAGGAGACUGCAUGCGAUGUGGCCAGGUUCUUCGAGUCCCAAAGGGUCAGAUUUUGUUGGAGAGUUACCCCUUAAAUGCUCACUGCGAGUGGACCAUUCAUGCCAAACCCGGGUUUAUCAUCCAACUGAGGUUUGUCAUGUUGAGCCUGGAGUUUGACUACAUGUGCCAGUAUGACUAUCUCGAGGUCCGUGACGGGGACAACAGCGACAGCCCCAUCAUCAAGCGUUUCUGUGGCAACGAGCGACCAGCUCCCAUCAGGAGCACAGGUUCCUCACUCCAUGUCCUCUUCCACUCGGAUGGCUCCAAGAAUUUUGAUGGCUUCCAUGCCAUCUUCGAGGAGAUCACAGCGUGCUCCUCGUCGCCUUGUUUCCAUGACGGCACCUGCCUCCUGGACAAAGCUGGAUCUUAUAAGUGUGCCUGCCUGGCAGGCUAUACAGGGCGGCACUGUGAAAACCUUCUGGAGGCUGGGAAGUCCAAGAUCAAGGCGCUGGAAGAUUCGUUGUCUGUCCUUGAAGAACGAAACUGCUCAGACCUUGUGGGCCCAGUCAAUGGGUACAAGAAAAUAACAGGAGGCCCUGGGCUUCUCAAUGGCCCUUAUGUAAAAAUUGGCACUGUUGUGUCUUUCUUCUGUAAUAACUCCUAUGUUCUUAGUGGCAAUGAGAAAAGAACCUGCCAGCAGAAUGGAGAGUGGUCAGGGAAACAGCCCAUCUGCAUAAAAGCCUGCCGAGAACCAAAGAUCUCAGACCUGGUGAGAAGGAGAGUUCUUCCAAUGCAGGUCCAGUCAAGGGAGACGCCUUUACACCAGCUAUAUUCAUCGGCCUUCAGCAAGCAGAAACUGCAAGGUGCCCCUACCAAGAAGCCAGCCCUUCCCUUUGGAGACCUGCCCCCUGGGUACCAACACCUGCACACCCAGCUCCAGUAUGAAUGCAUCUCUCCCUUCUACCGCCGCCUGGGCAGCAGCCGGAGGACAUGUCUGAGGACUGGGAAGUGGAGUGGACGGGCCCCAUCCUGCGUCCCUAUCUGUGGGAAAAUCGAGAACAUCACUUCUCUGAAGACCCAGGGGACGCGCUGGCCGUGGCAGGCAGCCAUCUACAGGAGGACCAGUGGGGUGCAUGAUGGCGGCCUGCACAAGGGUGCAUGGUUCCUGGUCUGCAGUGGCGCCCUGGUGAACGAACGCACGGUGGUGGUGGCUGCCCACUGUGUUACUGACCUGGGGAAGGUCACCGUCAUCAAGACCGCAGAUCUCAAAAUUGUCUUGGGGAAGUUUUACCGGGAUGAUGACCGGGAUGAGAAGACCAUCCAGAGCUUACGGAUUUCUGCUAUCAUUCUGCAUCCCAACUAUGACCCCAUACUGCUUGAUGCUGACAUCGCCAUCCUGAAGCUCCUGGACAAGGCCCGCAUCAGUACCCACGUCCAGCCCAUCUGCCUCGCGGCUACUCGGGACCUCAGCAUCUCCUUCCAGGAGUCCCACAUCACUGUGGCUGGCUGGAACAUCCUGGCGGAUGUGAGGAGCCCUGGCUUCAAGAAUGACACGCUGCGCUCUGGACUGGUAAGGGUGGUGGACUCACUGCUGUGUGAGGAACAGCAUGAAGACCAUGGCAUCCCUGUGAGUGUCACCGACAACAUGUUCUGUGCCAGCCAGGACUCCAGUGCCCCGUCUGACAUUUGCACCGCGGAGACAGGAGGCAUCGCGGCGAUGUCCUUCCCUGGCCGAGCAUCGCCUGAGCCACGCUGGCAUCUGGUGGGACUGGUCAGCUGGAGCUAUGACAAGUCAUGCAGCCAUCGCCUCUCCACAGCUUUGACCAAGGUGCUGCCGUUUAAAGACUGGAUCGAGAGGAACAUGAAAUGAGCCAGCUGCAGGCCUAUCAGGAAGCUUUCCCAUGCAUUUGUGUGUACCUGGGCUAUAGGACACCGUGUGGACCUGAAGUGUGAUUUUGCCCAUGAACUUGGCUAUGCCAGGGCUUCUGAUUUCAGGGACACAACUCAGUUUGCGGGGGGUGAGUAGAGCUCAGUUUCUGGUAGCCACUGCCUUCUUCCCACCUGCUUGGAAACCCCUGGGAGGAUACCAGAGCUUCAAGAACUGAGUUUCUUCAAAGAAGAGCAAAUGAAUAGCCAAGAAAAUCUCCCCAUUUGACUGACCUGGUGGUCUUCCCACCUUUCAAUGAGGUCAAUGUCAUGGUCCCCUCUGGUUGAGGGUUGACCUGAGGAGUUCUGGGCUUCACAAAGCCUCUGUUGAGGCUCCAGCCAAACCAAGUUCCAAAGAGCUGCCUGCAGGACAGUCCGGCACAGUUGAAUUAUAGGAUGUGGCACAUGCUUUGUACCUUGCCACAGUACAGUCUGAUCCUUUUCCUUUCCAAUCUCCUGUACAUAUUUUAAUAAAACAAGCAUUGGCUUCUGACCUACAAACAGAUGUGCUCUGCUCUCCUCCCUGCAUGCUGCUUCUCUGAGCUACAUGUAACAGAGCCAAGGCUCAGUGAUAGCCCUUUAAUAUAGAACUAAGGGUUAUUAUUCCCAAAUAAUGUGUGUGACAAAGACCAUGCUGUCUUUUCAAUACCAACCCUUGGAGCUUGGUGGGUCAUAGGUUUGGAGAAAAAAAUAGACAGGUGCCAUCAGAUGACACAGAGAGGAAGAUGCCAGGGACUAGCUGAUUUCCAGUGUCCCUUUGGUUCUCAUAUUCUAGAUUCAGCACAAAACCCAUCUUUGUAAAUAAAAUAAAUCUUCAUAGCAUGUUUUAGAGGAGUUGAAUUAAAGUCACAUAUUCACUUACAUCAGAUUUAUGUAUCCCAAGAACCUGUAGCCUCACCGUUUUCUAGAACUUAUGUGAGUUUCCUCCUAAGCCCCAGUCCCACUUCCCAUUGGAUAAGGGAAGACAAAUUAAAUUCAAUCCCAUAAAUUCCUUAUGUGAUCCUUCCAGUAACAUUCUUCUUUUGGGGGUGACUUACUCUUUUGUCUUUUCCCCUUGUUAUAAUUUGGAUCUUAAAUGUCCCCUCAAAGGCUCAUGUGUUAAAGGCUUGGUCUCAACCUGGUGGUGCUAUAGGGAGGAGGCAGAAAUGUUUGGAGGUGGGGUCUGGUUGGAGGAAAUAGGUCACUGGGGGCAUGCCUUUGAAGGGUUUAUUUUGUCCCUGGUCUCUUCCUCCCCCAGUCUGCUUCUGGCUGCCAUAAGUUCCAUAAUUUUACUCCACCAUGCCAUUCCCCUUUGAUGUUCUGCUUCACCACAGGAUCACAGCCAUUGAGUCAGCUGACUAUGGACUGCAAACUUGAAUCA